GGCGGCGCUCGGCUGGGUGUUCGUGGUGGACACGCUCAACUUCUCCUUCUGGGCGGAUGAGGAGGAGCGCAAGUGCCUGGGAUACCCAUAACGAGUGCCUCCUACUAUGCCACCGUGACCCUGGACCAGGUUCGUCACAUAUUUCGUUCUGACACCGACGUCCCCAUGCCCUUGAUGGAAGAUAGACAUCGUGUUCUCAAUGAGGCAGGGAGAAUUCUGUUGGAGAAGUUUGGGGGCUCUUUCCUUAACUGCGUCCAAAAGAGUGAAAAAAGCGCGCAGAAGUUAAUGCAUCUGGUUGUUGAAAAUUUUCCUUCUUACAGAGAUGUGACUGAGUUUGAGGGGAAAAGAGUUUCUUUUUACAAACGAGCCCAGAUCCUUGUGGCGGACACCUGGAGUGUGUUAGAGGGCAGAGGGGACGGAUGUUUUGCAGAUAUCUCCAGCAUUACCAUGUUUGCUGACUACCGCCUGCCGCAGGUCCUUGCCCACCUGGGAGCCCUCAAGUACUCUGAUGAACUGCUGCAGAAGCUCCACCGAGGAGAAAUGCUAUCAUAUGGGGAUAAGCAAGAGGUGGAGAUCAGAGGGUGCUCACUUUGGUGUGUUGAGCUGAUCCGGGAUUGUCUUCUGGAGCUUAUUGAAAAACAGAGUGAAAAGCCCCAUGGUGAGAUCAACUCCGUCCUUCUGGAUUAUUACCUAUGGGACUAUGCCCGGGACCACAGGGACGACAUGAAGGGGAUUCCGUUCCAUCGCACACGCUGCAUAUACUACUGACCCAGCUGGGACCUGACCCAGACCCCUGUGUUGGUAGCAAACCAGUGAUCAUAGAACCAUCUGUUCUGCUUGGCUUUGGUAGUAGGAGAAGGUGGUAGAAAUUAUAGGAACAAAAGAGUUGAUUAUCCAGUUUCACUUUAAAAAUUUUUUCUUGAGCCAGGUGUAGCGGUUUACCCAGCUCCUUAGAAGUCUGAGGGAGAGGGAUCUCCAGGUCAGUAGGCAUCACAGAGAGACCCAUCUCCAAAAACUGUUUUUCUUGCCAUAGUAACUUCUGUCUUUAUCCUUCAUUUACUUAUUUAGUCUUGACUGUACUUCCCCUUUCUGUGGACACAGAGUUGACCAAAGUAACAGGAACUCUUGCUUAAGUGCUAGAUUUUAAAAAAUUAUGCCUAUGAGUGUGUGUGUGUGUGUGUGUGUGUGUGUGUGUGUGUUUCAU
Fukomys damarensis (Damara mole-rat) is the source of this 1204-nucleotide messenger RNA. RefSeq names its product chromosome unknown C9orf64 homolog (gene Qng1). The record is from RefSeq and is a predicted model, not a curated record. The transcript is spliced from 4 exons. Bases 166 to 768 code for a protein of 200 amino acids. Lineage: Eukaryota; Metazoa; Chordata; Mammalia; Rodentia; Bathyergidae.